This is a messenger RNA of Suillus bovinus, 1041 nucleotides long. RefSeq lists its product as uncharacterized. The transcript is spliced from 2 exons. Lineage: Eukaryota; Fungi; Basidiomycota; Agaricomycetes; Boletales; Suillaceae. The coding region runs from base 1 to 1041 and encodes 346 amino acids. The record is from RefSeq and is a predicted model, not a curated record.
AUGCCCAAACUUGCUUUCUUUUUCUACACCACACUCGUUCUUUCCUUGGUCAUUGCCUCAGACGCAAAAGCAUUCGACCCGAAUCAUCAACUCAGCCACAACCGCUUCCUCAAGAAGCGAGCACCGGCUCCCCAGACCGGUGGUUUCACUCCUUUUGGUCCCACUGUCAUCGGAGCAGGGGCUAAUCCUCUGACUCCAACCACUCCUGCAGCAACGCAGGCCGCGUCAACGGCGACCACAGCUGAUAGCACAUCCAUAUCUUCUGUAUCCUCUUCAUCCUCUUCUCCCACUUCAAGUUCCGUUGGGACAGUGCAAAGUUCAGUCAGUCAAGCUUUACCGACGACGACGAGCUUGACUUCUUCAUCGACAUCUUCAUCCUCUACCUCCUCGACGAGCAUUCAAUCAACAUCGUCAACACCAUCGACCACCCAAAUUGUUCAAUCUAGUCCUCCUGCAACUGCUGCUGCACCUGCACAGGAGGGCUCUCCCACCUCCCAGUCAGUCGUACUUAUCACCAACACUGCUUCUUCAACCGCAAGUGCAAGUGCCACACCAUCUUCCUUGUCUUCCUCUUCUGCCGGUAUCACGCACGCUGCCCUCAUCGUCCUCAUUGUCAUUGCUGCAAGUGUCGGUGGUUCCAUCAUCAUCUGGACCAUCAUUCGCAAGUGGAAGUUUGGCAAAUCUUCCAGCUUCGAUGGCCGCAUGCAGCCCAUUGACUGGCAGCCGAGUAACGACAUGGAUGAUGAUGGUGGUAUUCCCGGUCGUAACCGCCGUAACUCCACCGCAUCAUCGUUUCACUCUGGCUCUGGCCAUGCUGGCAUUGGUGCAACGACGCUCAGCCCAAUCCCUGACCAUGAUUUUACUGCAGGGCCUGUCAACCUCGCACCUGUUGGCGGUUAUGCUGACCUUGCGCGUGGUCCCAGUCCUCAGCCCAUGAUGCAUGAACUCGCGCGCGGUCCGAGUUUCAACGCACGUCAGUAUCAGUCUGAUCAGUAUGGCGUUCCGCUUCACCAUGGCGCGUACGCUACGCACGGAUACUAA